This is a messenger RNA of Pyrus x bretschneideri (Chinese white pear), 1049 nucleotides long. Its product is annotated as tropinone reductase homolog At1g07440-like. Gene Ontology annotation, molecular function: oxidoreductase activity. The record is from RefSeq and is a predicted model, not a curated record. The transcript has 5 exons. The coding region runs from base 87 to 881 and encodes 264 amino acids. NCBI's taxonomy places the organism in Eukaryota, Viridiplantae, Streptophyta, Magnoliopsida, Rosales, Rosaceae.
GAUAAUAAUCAAAACUAGUACUAAAUAGCAGCACCACUUGUAUUUUGCAAGUAGAGAGAUUAGAGAGCAGAGAUACAGAGAAAGAGAUGAGCAGCAGAGACAGAAGAUGGUCUCUUGACGGAAUGACGGCUCUUGUCACUGGUGGAACCAAAGGAAUUGGGUAUGCAAUAGUGGAAGAAUUGGCAGGGCUAGGUGCAAUUGUGCAUACUUGUUCGCGAAAUGAAGUUGACCUUAAUGACUGCCUGAGUCAAUGGGACGAGAAGGGUUUUCAAGUCACUGGCUCAGUCUGCGAUGUGGUGUCAAAGACCCAAAGAGAGGAGCUUAUAAACAAGGUCUCAUCACUCUUUGAUGGCAAACUUAACAUCCUUAUAAACAAUGUGGGGGCUAACAAACCAAAAGCAACACUAGAUUACACAGCUGAAGAUUACUCAUUCAUGAUGGGCAUCAAUCUUGAAUCUGCUUACCAUUUGUGCCAACUUUCACAUCCUCUUCUCAAAGCUUCUGGAUCUGCUAACAUCGUUUUUUUAUCCUCCGUUGCUGGUGUGGUCUCACUAGAGGUUGGAUCUAUAUAUUCUGCAACUAAAGCUGCAAUAAAUCAAUUAGCAAAAAACUUGGCAUGUGAGUGGGCAAAAGAUAAAAUAAGGACCAACAGUGUUGCACCUUGGUUCAUCACCACUCCCCUCGGUGAAAUGUUUCUCGGAAAUAAAAAGAAAUCGGGGGUGAUAAACUCUCGGUGUCCUUUAGGACGUCCAGGAGAGCCAGAAGAAGUGUCUUCCUUGGUAGCAUUUCUAUGCCUACCUGCAGCCUCUUACAUUACUGGACAAACUAUUACCAUCGAUGGUGGGGUGACUGUCAAUGGCUUGCUCUUCCAAGAAACAUGACAUGGAAAUCGUUCGAUAUGUCUGCAUAUGUAGUAGUAGACAGUGCUUGAGGUCAGGAAAAACAAAAUCUCCUAUCUAAUUCCAAAGUGGUGAGCUUUAGUUUUAUGUGUAAUUAGGUGACAUUAAUGUUCUAAUUAAAUAAGUGAAUGAAAGACUGCCUUGAUUUAA